UGAACAGUUUUUCAGGCAUGUUUAUCCACAUUUGCUCGGACUGGGGUCGACGUGCAGUUCGGGUGACGCUCAUCUCCCCCUCCUCCACAGCACAGUGUGGAACCUGCGUGAUUUUACAGCAAGAUGGCGACAGUCGAACAGGAGCAGAGACGGUGUCAGCUGCAAUGACAAGCCGGAGGACGGGAGCGGUGGUCGUCAGGUAGAUACGUUCUCGAAGAACAAUGUGGUGGAGUCCAGUUCCUCAGCACAGACCGAAAGUAUUUCUACAAUGUCUGUUCUGAAGCCAAAUGCACUAGAGGACAAAGACGUGGAAUCUGUGUCUGACAGCCGAGGUCGUACUCAGGAGCCAUUACAGAGUCACACAUUCUCCCUGAAGAACAAUGCUGCAGGUCUGUCCUCAGAUGAACACGAAAACCCUUUAAAUGGAACCCAGCCGAAUCCAUUUGUAUACAGCAGUGUCCCUGCUGUUCCCCAUGCAGGCAAUUCAUUGCCUUCAGGAGCACUUGUUAAUGGACCUGGUUCACACCCCACCUCAGAGGUACACUGUGUCCUGAACAAAGGCACUGUUUUAUCCAACAGUGUCCUGGAUGCCGUGUGGCAAGCGGAGAAGGACACGAGCCCCGAGGUGUUACCACCACCUAGUGAGCUUCAAUCAGACGCUUGGAAGAACACAGCAGGGCCCAUCGUAAAAACACUGGCCACACAGCCAGGUGUCAACACGCCACUGUCUCACUCGGAGGAGAAUGAGUCUAAACUGGCCUAUUCCACACUGUCAGGUGACAGUGCAGAGCAAAUGCACAUUAGCCAAUCUUUGACAAAACAGACAAUAAAAACAAGAUCUCCACGGGACGUGGAAUGGUCAGGAACCUCGUCGGAUGAUUAUGAUAAUACUGAAGUAAUCAGAUGGGAUUCAGCAAGAGAGUGCUUUUUGCACAAUGACAGAAGGCUGGAGACCACAGUGAUGCACCGAAGAGACGGGAAGCACAAUACGCACACAAAUAGCACGUCAGGCUGUCUGGAAAAGGUUAACAACAGCCACAGACGUUUCUGCAGUGGUAAUGAUGUUGAAAAUGUUGACACUGGAAACAAAGAUGAAUCUUUGGAUACACAAUCUGGUAUUAAAUAUUCAGUUAUGCCAUUCAAAGACCUUUCUAGGAACAUAGCUUUAGACUCCGAGCACCAUAGCACAGCACAGGAAGGCUAUAAUGAGGAAAAUGACCCUGAAGAUGAAAACAGUGUUAGUCCAAAAGUGGAACAGUUGAAGGCAGAGCAACUUGAACACGAUCCACUUUUCUUUUCAUGCACAAUAUGCAAUGUUAAUUUCAAGGAAAAAAGACAUUUCCAUAGACAUAUGAUGUAUCAUUUAGGCAAGCAUAAUCAGGUGAACAGUGAGAAUGUUUCACGGCCCUUUAUAUGCAGGGAGUGUGGGCGUUUGUUCUGUGAUAGCAACUCCCUCAUGAGGCACAUCAUUAUUCACCAAGACAGGCUGGAAGAACUUAUGGAGGAAAUCAAAGGUCUCAAAAGCACAGAAUUACCAGACAGGGCCACCGCAGUGCAGCGCCCUCAGUGCAUAUUUGGUUGUAACUGCCCAAAAAUCUUCGUCCAGCACGCUAAAACACAUGAUAAUCUGACGCACUACUACGUCUGUGAGGAGUGUAACUACAUCACACUGACACAGCAGGCACUUGAAGCGCACUUACAUGUCGCACACCUCAACGAACACCAGCCCCAGUGUAGAAAAAUGACUCAUACUAAUGAUGCAGAGGGAGAGGACCACGUUCAGGUGCAGUGCAAAAUGGGUUUUUUCGCUACCGGAGACAAAGUACGAUUGGAGAGGCAUUCUGAGCCAAAGCAGGAGCCGUCACAGUGUGGUGAUUCUAAAAACUCUGCUGACCAGUCCAAACGUACAAUCUUUAAACCAAAUCUGUUUGAAGAAAAAGCUUGCUUCACCUGCAGUUCCAGUAAAAAAGAUGACAUUUACAUUCAAUCCAGUGACAAAACCAUUCAGUUUAGUCGCAGUGCCGGCCACACCAACACCACACUCUUACCAUCUUUGUGGAAGAUCGAUAAGCAUGGAAAAUUACUCCCGCAGCCAGCAGAAAAAUUGGAUGUGGCAAGUGAUCUCACCUGUGCAGAAGAGGAUGCUAAAAACAAUGACAGCGAGGUUUUUGGCAACACAGAGCAGGAAAACUGUCCUGCAGCUGCUGAUUUUUUAGCCAGGAAGCUUAAAUUAGACCAGAUGUUCUGUCAGGGAAGCAAAAAGCACCCAGGAAGCGGGAGUUUGCAAGUGCAAGCAAACCAAAAUUCUCCAUCAAAGCGAAAAAUGUCAACACCUUUGCAUAACACCACAGAAAAUAUGAAUGGUAAUAUAUUGCCUAGGCUUAGCCAGAGGCUUAAGAAACAGUGUGCGGAUAGGGAGUUAGAUAAAGGCUGUGAGGGCAGCGAUACCUUCAGAGAUGACACCAGCGAAGCUACAGGCGGCUUCUUGGAAAGCAGGAAGAAUGAAACGAACCCGUAUGCUCGGAGGUACUUCAGAAGGAGGCAGAGCUUUUCAGCCAAACACCAAAGCCUCCACACACUGGAGGAUGAGGAGGAUGAGGAUGAUGGAGCUGAGGACUGCAGCGACAUAGAGCAGCUCAUAAUCAAGGAGGAGUACAUCGAAACAACAGUGUGUGAUGAUCCUCCACAGCCGCCUGCUGCAUCUCCAGGUGACAGCUGUGGUAUUUUCCCCACACCAGGGGUAGAACACAAGACCUGUCCUUACUGCCCUGCCAUGUUUGAGUCUGGAGUGGGUCUGUCCAAUCACGUGCGAGGACACCUUCACCGAGUCGGCCUGAGCUAUAACGCUCGGCACAUGGUUUCACCAGAGCAAGUGGCGCUGAGGGACUGUCAGCCACGAGUCCGCAGAAGGAUAUCUACUGGCAUAAGGAAAAUGAGAAAAGCCGUUAAGCCAGAAACCCGUGGAGAGCACACUUGUCCCCUGUGCUGGGGCUGGUUUGAUACGAAGACUGGCCUCUCCAACCAUGUGAGGGGACACCUGAAACGAAUAGGUGGAAGUGUUACGAGCAGCAGUAAGUCCCCGCUGUGCAUCCUAAAGGACCUGCUAAAGGACAAAAAGGAACAUCGGAACAUCCUCCAGGUCCUCAACAAGAGCCGGCUCCCCUCACAACCUUCAGCUUCUCAGAAGUUCAUCAGCAGCAAUGACUUUUUCCUGACAGCCAUCCCAGUAAAAGUCCAGUGUGGAACAAGGAGUCCAUAUCCUGUAUUGAACAGCUUUGUACCAAAGCAGGAGCCAAACACCUUCUCAGAUAGGGAGGAGCUACAGAUAGAAGCACAAAGAGACUCUAAGGCCUCCUCAAGCACUUUAGUCCAACUGCUCAGAGCAAAACAGGAAAGUAAGGAGCUGGCAGUGAGAAACAACCAGGACACCUAUGCAACCAAGACGAUUUGUGAUAUGACCAAAGAUUACAAGGAGGAGACAAAGAUGACCAGUGUGGAGUCAAACUGGACUCAUGAGGAUUCAAAGAAGAUUUGUGUUGAGUGUAACACCUUCCCCACUGCUGCCCAGCUUCCUGGUCAUCUUGGAGCAUAUGCACACAGGAAGAGGAUAGCCAUUAUUGACGAUCCAGGCUAUGAUUAUAAGCAGAAGAAACCAACACCAAGGCCUGGACUGAAAAGGAAGAUUUCACCCUCCUUGAACGCUGAGAUAUACACACUCACCUGCAGAUUUUGUGACCUCGUCUUCCAGGGUCCUUUGUCCAUCCAGGAGGACUGGAUCAAGCAUCUACAGCGACACCUUCUGCACACCAGCGUUCCCCACUCAGGGACAGGGAUGGUCGAGGUUUUGGGUCUUCAUCACAAAAUUCAAAUCAGCAUGUCUCCUGAGCAUCCAGAACCUGAGUAGAGUUUAACCCACUAGAACUCCCAGUUGCCUCUUGAAUUUGCACACUAUUUAUAUGCAUAGGCUACGACUACACAGCUCUUUAUGGAAAUAUGUAAUAGUUAAUCUAGACUACUUAAUAAUAGUGUAUAUUAUUGGAUCUCUCUAUAUAAGCAAAAAUGUUAUUAUAGAAUAUUUUAAUGCUACGCUUUGCCUUAUCAACUUAGCUAUACAGGUAAAAGGGUUAAUAUUUGUUGUGUAAAUUAUUUACAAAACUUAGUGGUAGCAAAAUGACAAACAUAUAAACAUGUAUAAGCUGGUCUGUCAGUACAGAUUUGCCAAAAAUAUUUUCUCAUAUUUUUGUCAUGAUAUAAAGUGCCUUGUUAUUAUAACAAAGCAACUUCUUUUAACAAAGAAAACUUCUCACAAAAUGACAAAAAAAUCACAACAUUCGACUUUUGUUAUGAGAAGCUUUUCAUCAUAAGAAAAGUUAGAAGGAGCAUUGCCACUGCUGAGCUGCAGAUAUGGACAAGACUUUGCAUGUGAAUGAAUUUCAUGUCUUCUCUUGGAGAUGAAAUCCAGUGUAACACAGCUCUUGUUAAGCAGUGUGCACGGCAGUGUCAUUAGUUUGCAGAUGCUUUGUAGAGGUUCACCUCUCUGUACCUGCAUCAGACAGAGAACCUCCCUUAAUCAAAAUGAUACCCAAGAUGUUGUGUUGUAUCGGGACAGCUUUUCUAUCGUUGUUUGUUCUUCAGUUUAACCUUCAACCGCUCAUUAUGUUAACAGUUUUUUAUAAUGAGAGAACUCUCGAAGUAUCACAAGCAAAGUUAGAACAACAUUUUCUAUAAUUAGCUCUGUUUCCAAAGGUUCUGUUUUUGGUUCUGGCAGCAGUAAGGGAGUUAUCAUGAACAACACAAUGUUUAAAUUCCAUGCUAAACCAUCUUAAGAUCACUGGAACUGAACAUGUACAUGCUCCUAACCUCAUUGCUGCUCUUAAACUUGGUGCUUAUUUUCAGGUUAGCACAGAAAGUUUUAUAUUUUCAGAUGGGGCAGCAGCCUGUAUGCACUGUGCCGCGAUGGCAUAUCGUUUUAGAUUGUUCUCUUGCAAUUAGUUUAUUUUCUUAUUUGGUUGAACUCGUUGCCAAAACAUCCAAUUCAUACUUAACUAUUUUGAUUAAAACUUUAUUAAAAUGCUCAAGUAUAAUAUGAUAUUUGAUCUAUCUGAAUAUAAUAUUUAGAAAGCAUAGAAAUAUAGAUUUAGCAUAUCUAUUUUAUGCAUUUAUUUACCUAUCUAUUUUGAAAUAGUCAACUUGUUACUCGAGAGAUUUUGAAAUUGUAGACAUAACACCCUCUGAUAUACAGUACAAUAUAGAGUACAUGUUAAAUUAAUAAACAAUUUUAGUAUAAUAUACACAUAUAUAUCUUACUUAUCUACACAGAUAUUUGUCAUAUUCUGAUACAACUUUUGUAGGUAAAUAUUUGUAUGGAAAUCAGCUACAUUAAUAAAUAAAUUGCAUGAUGUGAAAGCACCGCUUUAAAUUUAAAUUAUACUGACUGAGAGCAGCAUCUGACCCGGUGUGAUGAAAUAAAUCAUCACAGCAGAUUUGAUGGACUAAACAAACGGUUUAACAAAGGUGUGGAUAGUUGAGCAAGGUGAGAUUCAUCCUGAACAAGAGACUUCAUUUGCAGCAGAAUGUUGUCCUUCACAAGAUGCUGUUGAAAGAAGAAGCUCACAAUUUUUCAGUCUUUCUUAGAAUGUAUGUAAAAAAAGACUCUGCUUGCUGUUUAUACUGGUCAUGUAAUGUUCUCUGGGACAAAAAAAAAUCUCUUUCUGUGCAAAAAAGUUGAUCUGAAACUGUUACGAGGUCUGAUUUGUGUUUCUGUCUCUCUUCUGUGUGUCAGCAGAGAAAUUCAGUCUGAUGGAGAAAGGACAUUUCUUACUAAAAGAUCUUCUAUUAGUUUCUAAGUUUGCCCUGAUUUUUGCACCGGGUGAAGGCUGUAGAUGUCCUCCCUCCAUUGCUUUAACAGGGAACAUAUGAGGAAGGCCGGUAGUUCUUAAAAGUUGGAGUAUGCAAUUCUAAUCCAAUACACAUUUAGUCAAAUUGAAAAAACUCAUCUCUCCAUUAUCUGUUAGCUGUGUACAAUGGAAAAAAUAUAAAUGUUUGUAGACAGCCCUGGAUCUGCAAAUGUGUGGGUGGGAGUGGCUUGAACUGAUCCACAUGACACUAUUACAGCAUGUCCUGUCCACGUUAGAGCUCAUGCACUGACAAGUAGGAGAGGGUCAGUGGAGCGAGAGGGACGUGGUACAUCUGGCACAUGCUAACUAGCCAAAUAUGCCAACUAGCCAGCAAUGUGCUAACUGGUUAAAUAUCUUCAAUCUUUCUCCAGAAUUGCAGACUCCACCUUUAUUUUCUGACUUUACCAAUGAUGUACCUAACCUGAAAGGAGAGAGAAGUCACAUGUCUGCAUAUUCAGAGUUAAGUGAAGAACGCACUGUUAUAACAGUUCUCUAAUUGUAUGGAUGUUUUCCUUUUUAUUUUACGGAUUUGUAUUCUGCAGUAUUAAAUACACAAAACUAUCAGUACAGAAUUACAAAAGUACAAUUUACACUUUUAAUAUACAAUAGAAUAAAAACCUUAACCUUUGAA
Acanthochromis polyacanthus (spiny chromis) is the source of this 6528-nucleotide messenger RNA. It is a transcript of the gene znf644b, whose product is annotated as zinc finger protein 644b. The record is from RefSeq and is a predicted model, not a curated record. Bases 269 to 3904 code for a protein of 1211 amino acids. Gene Ontology annotation, cellular component: nucleus. NCBI's taxonomy places the organism in Eukaryota, Metazoa, Chordata, Actinopteri, Pomacentridae. Gene Ontology annotation, biological process: regulation of transcription by RNA polymerase II. The transcript has 7 exons. Gene Ontology annotation, molecular function: DNA-binding transcription factor activity, RNA polymerase II-specific; RNA polymerase II cis-regulatory region sequence-specific DNA binding.